CCGCCGGCGCGGCGAACUCCGGACGGCCCAAAGGUCACCGGGCGGACCUUGGCCACCGGCUGUGCCACACCGAUGUCCAUGGCGCUGCCGGUGGCUCUGCUGGCCUCUGUGGCCCUGCUGCUGCUGCUGGUGGUCACGGCGUGGUCGGUGCCGUUCUUCUGGCAGGACCUGAUGUUCUUCACCACCAUGACCCGGUCAUCGCUGCGCUGCCGCCGGCGUUUGGCCGCCCGGCCGCCGGUCACUCUGCUGGACGUGUUCCGGCGCCACGUGCGGCUCCGGCCACAACAACCGCUGCUGAUCUUCCAGGAGCAGAUCUACACCUUCGAGGACAUCGAGCGGCGCAGCAACCGCGCGGCCUGGGCGCUGCGGCGGCGGCUGGGGCUGCGGCGCGGCCGCACCGUCGCCGUGUUCCUGCCCAACGUGCCCGAAUACCUCUGGACGUGGUUGGCGUUGGCCAAGUUGGGUUGUCCCAUGGCUUGUCUCAACUGCAACGUCCGGGGACGGGCGCUGCGGCACGCGCUGGAGGCGGCCGAGGCCACCGCGGUGCUGGCCAGUCCUGAGCUGCGCGAGGCGGUGGAGGAGGUCCUGCCCCACCUGCGGCGGGACGGCGUGGAGGUGUUCUACCUGAGCGCGGCGUCGCCCACGGCGGGCGUGGAGGCGCUGCUGCCCACCAUCGAGGUGGCACCUGCCGAGCCACCGCCCGCCGAGCUGCGCGCCGGCGUCACCGGAGACUCCCGGGCCUUGUACAUCUACACCUCCGGCACCACCGGGCUGCCCAAGGCCGCGGUGAUCACGGAGCUGAAGCUGAUGAUGGUGGCCAGCCUGGGCCGGGUCUGCGGCCUGAGGCCCGACGAUGUCGUCUACACCGCGCUGCCGCUCUACCACUCGGCCGGGCUGCUGGUGGGGCUCGGCGGCUGCCUGGACGUCGGUGCCACCUGCGUCCUGCGGUCCAAGUUCUCGGCCUCUCAGUUCUGGCCCGACUGCCGGCGCUACAACGUCUCCGUCAUCCAAUACGUGGGCGAGCUGAUGCGCUACCUGUGCAACACGCCCCAGCGCGCCGAUGACCGGGAGCACGGCGUGCGCAUGGCCCUGGGCAACGGGCUGAGGGCCGAGGUGUGGAAGGAGUUCCUGCGGCGCUUCGGGCCCGUCACCAUCUGGGAGUUCUACGGCGCCACCGAGGGCAACGCCGGAUUCAUCAACUACACCGGCAAGGUCGGCGCCGUGGGCAGGGCCAACCGCUUCAUCAAGCUCUUCGCUCCCUUCGAGCUCAUCCGCUACGACGUGGAGGAGGAGCAGCCGGUGCGCGACGGGCGGGGCCUCUGCAUCCCCACCAAACCUGGUGAGACGGGGCUGCUGGUGAUAAAGAUCACCAAGAACACCCCGUUCCACGGCUACGCCGGCGACUCGCAGAAGACCGAGAAGAAGAUCCUGAGGGACGUCCUGGUCAAAGGCGACGCCUUCUUCAACAGCGGCGACCUCCUCAUGAUGGACAGCGAGAAGUUCAUCUACUUCCAGGACCGCGUCGGGGACACCUUCCGCUGGAAAGGGGAGAACGUGGCCACGACGGAGGUGGAGGCCACGCUGGGCUUGGUGAGCUUCAUCCAGGAGGUCAACGUCUACGGCGUGGCCGUGCCGGGGUGCGAGGGCCGCUGUGGCAUGGCCGCCGUGCGCCUCAAGGACGGGGCCACCUUCGAUGGUGACGAACUCUACGCCUUCACCGAGGACACGCUGCCCCCCUACGCCGCGCCCCGAUUCGUCCGGAUCCAGGCCGCUCUGGAGACCACGGGCACCUUCAAGCAGUGCAAGACCAACCUGGUCAAGGAGGGCUUCGACCCCGGCCUGGUCAGGGACCGGCUCUUCUUCCGCGACGCCGCGCGCCGCUCCUACGUGCCGCUGAGCGCCGCCACCUUCGCCGCCAUCCGCGACAUGCGCCUCGCGCUCUAAUUAGCAGAGCCUAAUUAGGGCUAAUCAGCCGCUUGGUUGGUGUUGGUGUCAGAUGGAAAUUAAAUUCCUUUAAUUCCCAUUUUUUGGCUGCCCGAGGAUUUGGGGGAUUUUUUGGGAUUGUAGCGGCUCCGUGGUAGCCCCAGCGAGCACACGACCCCGGGGUAAUUAAUUAAAACUAAUUAGGGGCUAAUCAGGCAUUUUGGGGAGGUUUGGUGUCAUUAAU
Taeniopygia guttata (zebra finch) is the source of this 2167-nucleotide messenger RNA. It is a transcript of the gene SLC27A5, whose product is annotated as solute carrier family 27 member 5. The record is from RefSeq and is a predicted model, not a curated record. Gene Ontology annotation, molecular function: long-chain fatty acid-CoA ligase activity; long-chain fatty acid transmembrane transporter activity. Lineage: Eukaryota; Metazoa; Chordata; Aves; Passeriformes; Estrildidae. Gene Ontology annotation, cellular component: endoplasmic reticulum membrane; plasma membrane. Gene Ontology annotation, biological process: long-chain fatty acid metabolic process; long-chain fatty acid import into cell; bile acid metabolic process.